Messenger RNA from Schistosoma curassoni, 1708 nucleotides. The record is from the annotation of a GenBank genome assembly. Lineage: Eukaryota; Metazoa; Platyhelminthes; Trematoda; Strigeidida; Schistosomatidae.
AUGAAAGAUAUCUUAAGAACUUCUUAUUCUUACUUGAAAAGAAAAAUUAGCCCUUCCUCCAUACCACUUUUUCCGAAAUCUACAAUCUUCAGUGUAUUCAGGAAAUCAAAAGCAGUCGAAUCUUUGGACACUAUUCGAAAUCCUCCAGCGACAUCGCAGUUUGCAUUAAAAAAUGCUUAUAUACCACUCACCCGUAGGGCGCUUGUUCGAGAACUGUUACAGGAUAGUAGUACAGUAUUACCAUUCGAAAGAAAAAGCUUCGAGAAAAUAGCUGUCUUUCUUGAUAGAAAGCUUGAAAGUCAGUUUCAAAUUCUUCAGAGUGAAUUUUCGGUUCUAUCACAUCCUCUUGAUGUUUCAAAUAAUUCAGAAGGGACCAGUUCGUCUUCUGUUGAUACAGCUAAUAAUGCGAAUGAACUUGACCAAGAAUUCUGGCUUCUUCGUCGGUUAGCAGAUAUUGCUCCUAUAGCUGGCUUUAUUGAAAUACCUCAACAACAAUUACAAAAAGCGUGCAACUCAAUUAAAUCAAAACAUCAUGGUUUAAUAGCUUAUGUCGAUCCGGACGAUUAUGAUGUACUUCGUUUUUGGAUUCGUGGAUUUCAUCCAAAUUUUAAUGCUACUCCAGCUUGUUCUACUAUUUCCAAUUUGACUGAUUCCAUAUCGACCCACUAUGAACGUAAACAAGGCACAUUUAAAAAAGUAUUCAUACGAAUUUCUCAACUGUUUAAUAUAUUGGAACGAUCAAUAAAACGUAGUUAUUCUCCAAAUAUACAUGGUUAUGAAUCAGUGGAUUCAUUCACUACUAAAUCGGAUGGAUUUUAUUUCAGUCGAGUAUUAAUGUGUGUUCGAAGAAAAAAUAGUCAUAAUUUAGACUUGAAACUGUUCGAAAAUGUACCUGUUACAGGCAUUGUACGUAACUCAACUUUUGCUGAUAAUCUCUUAUAUCUUUUACCAAAUUUACGUACAAUUCCAUUAAGUAAAAGUUCACGUUCAGCUAUUUUAUUAAGUACAACUACAGCUGUAUGUUGUUUAGGUGUAAUUAGUCCUAUCGCUUGGUUAUUUAAUUCAAAUAAUUAUGAUUUAGUAUUAGCUUGGUCUAUGGCUGCAACUUCUUGUGCUAUUACUACACUAUCGAUUGUAUGGGUUCGUUAUUGGCGUGCACAAACUAAUUUAGCUAAUAACUUAAAGUAUAUGCAAUAUCUUUGUUGUCAAAGUUCUGGACUACAAUCAAUCAAUACUUUGUUGAAACUGGCGCAUGAACAAGAAUUUAAAGCAGCUUUACUUACAUAUGCUUUAUUGUUAAGACCUACUGACAGCAAUACUGCCUUAACUCCUGUACAGUUGGGUUUUCGCGCUGAAUCUUGGAUUGCUAAACACUUAUCACCUCAAUCUCAUAUUUCAUUACCAUCUUCAAUUGGUGCACCAAUCACAGGUGAUUCUCUUAAUUCACUAUUCAAUGGUGGCUCUGGUCCAUUAUUCGACUUAUCAUUUGAUGCAAAUAGAUCUUUACAAAUACUACGACGUUUAGAUUUAGUUCGUGGAUCGGAAUCAUCACCAAAUGCAGUUAGUCCUGAUACAGCAUCUGUAGAUAUUCCAAAUGAUGGUUUAUCUAAUUCAAUUGGAUUAGAUCGUCUCUGGGUGACGGAUCCAUUGUUUAAAGAAUCAGAUUUAAAUUUGUCAAAAUCAAAUUAAUGUUAAGUUUCAUAGAAUC